AUGGAUCAAAAUAGGGUUAGAAGAAGUGAUUUAGAUGUAGACAGUUUUGGUGGUGUAGAACCAGAGUAUGACCGAGCUCGGAUGAGACGACAAUCUGGAGGUUUUGUAGACUUAGGUAAUGAAUCACAAUAUGGGACAGGUGGGCAUCAAGCUUCUGGCGCUAAUGAAAUUUUCGCAGAUGUACAGGGUGAUGUGCCUUGGUGGAAAUCAAAUUUCUUUAUAUCACAGCCAGUACUGUUUGGGACAUGGGAUGGUGUUUUUACUUCAUGUCUGAUCAACAUAUUUGGUGUAAUUGUAUUUUUAAGAUCUGGAUGGAUGGUUGGCCAGGCUGGAUUAGUUAAUGCAGUUUUAAUAGUAAUCUUCACAGUAUUUGUUGCACUGAUCUCAGUCUUAUCAGCCGUGGGUAUAUGUGAACGAUGUAGGAUAGAAAGUGGUGGUGUUUAUUUCUUGUUGGCUCAUACAUUAGGUUCAAGAUUAGGUGGGGCUUUAGGAAUGAUAUAUUGUUUUGGACAGGCAGUAGGAUGUGCGUUAAAUGUGUUUGGUUUUGGUGAAUCCAUGGCAGAUCUUGUAGGCACAGACAAUACAUGGGCCGCUCGGGGCUUUGCUGUUUCUGCUGUUUUGCUGUUGGGGACAAUAAAUGUGGCUGGUGUGAAAUGGGUUAUAAAACUGCAAUUCAUUCUUCUUGUUAUAAUUUUGGCAGCAGCAUUUGACUUUUUCAUUGGAUCUUUUACAGCAGUGCCAAGUAAAGAAUUUAAAGGCUGGUUAAGUGGUACCAUGGCAAACAAUACUUGGGCAGACUAUCAAGAUAAUUAUACCUGGUUUAAAUGUUUUGGUGUAUUCUUUCCAACUAUAACUGGCAUAUUAGCAGGGAUUAAUAUGAGUGGAGAUUUAAAAAAUCCUUCAGCGAAUAUACCCAAUGGUUCUUUAGCAGCAAUAAGUACAGGAACUUUCCUAUACUUGAUGUUCAUAAUAACAUUAGCGGCAACUGUGAGUAGAGAUGCCCUGUUGAAAAAUUUUUCAAUAACAGCUGAUAUAUCAGCGGUAACAGUACUACUGCUGGCUGGCUUGUAUGUCAGUUCGAUGAGCUCAUGCCUUGGAGCUAUGUAUGGGACCCCAAGAGUAUUACAAAGCAUUGCCAAAGAAAAGGUUAUACCAGGAUUGGAUGUUUUAGGUCAUGGGAGAGGUCCCAACAAAGUACCCAUAUACUCGAUGGUUGUAGUAGCAGUAGUGACUGUAACAUUUAUCAUUAUCGGAGACAUAAAUAAGCUUGCACCAAUCGUCACAAUGCCUUUUCUUAUUACCUAUGCUAGUAUAGAUUAUUCUUAUUUUGCUCUCGCCCAAACAUUUGAUUUGCAACAUAAACGUGAAAUGAGAUUUCAGGGAAAUUCUCAACGAGAUACCCAAGUGUAUGGUGCUACAGGCUCUGACCUCGACUUGUUAUUCCCUGAAAGGAUAAGGCAUAAAAAUGUUGGGGACUUUACUCCAUCACCAACUGAUUCAGCUAUAAUGAAUGGAAGAAUGGCAAAUGGAGAUGGGAGGCGACCCAGUAUACAUGUUCAUUCAAAAAAUAAAAAUUGGUAUUCACAUCUGUGCAAUAGAUGGCUGUCAUUAGUAGGGGUAGCUAUAAAAUUAUUGUUAAUGUUGUUGGUACAUUGGAUAUAUGCACUUGGCUGUCUGUCCAUACUUUGGCUAUUGUGGCUAUACAUUGGUGCCGCUAACCCCGCAGUCAAACCUGGAAGAGCGUCAGAGUUCAGAUUCUUCUACUGGCUGAAGAUAGCCUUCUUGCAAGCUAUCGGAAAACGUCCAUUGGAAUAUGAACAAUUAGUGGUGACUCCAGUGCAUGUUGAUAUACAAGUGGAACAAGAAAGAUUGAAUGACGAUAAUGAAGACUUUGCCUCAAGGAGACGUUACCACCAGUCCACAGCUGUUCAGAGCAAUCUGGUCAACAUACAUACUUAA
Messenger RNA from Danaus chrysippus (African queen), 1959 nucleotides. The record is from the annotation of a GenBank genome assembly. Lineage: Eukaryota; Metazoa; Arthropoda; Insecta; Lepidoptera; Nymphalidae.